ACUGAAUUCAUUUGGUCAGGGUUAGAUUGUGAAGGUGGAGAACACAGACUACAGGAAUGCUAUAUACCAAGUAUUGGAUGGGAAUUAACCUCAGAUUGUCAAUACAUCGGUGGUGCUCACUGUGCUCUUUCACAAUCUCUUAUCCAUGAGAAUGGCGCUGUUCAAUUCAUUUCUGAUGGAGGUCCCAACAGUGGUGCCAUAGCCGUCUUUUACCAUGGAGUGUGGGGUAAAAUCUGUCCGGAUGACUGGUCAUGGUCCCUGGCAAAUAUAGCAUGUUAUCAGCUGGGAUAUUAUGGUGCCAUUGAGUCCACUAGAGCUGUGCCUGAUACAGAUGAUGGAAUCGCCUUUCAUAUGCAUUCCCUACAAUGUGAUGAAUUUGGAGGCCAUAUUACAUCCUGUGAUUUAGAACAUUCCUGGGAGGAAGAUGAAGUAGAAUGUAAUUCUGAUGACGGCCUUGCUGCAGGUGUAGUCUGUACCCAUCAGUAUCAGGAUGUACCUUAUGAUGGUAAAUCCAGGUUGGUUGACGGCCCUGACGUUGGUCAUGUUGAGGUAUUCUUUGAUGAUUCUUGGGGAUUGGUUUGUGGUGAAUCCUGGUCUUAUGAUAAUGCCAGAGUAGUUUGCAUCAAUCUAGGGUAUCGUGGAGUUCUUAAUGCCUCAUCAAUCCAGCGGAGUGACUCCCUCUCUCGUGAAGUAGUGUUGAGUGAUGUUGAUUGUAAUGGUUGGGAAUCUUUCUUGACAGACUGCUAUUCAUCCUACCUCGAUAAUUCACGCUGCCAAUCAUUGGCUUAUACAGAAUGUACUAUGGCCUCCGAUGAAAGCAACAUGCAGGAAGAACUUGAGAUUCGACUAUCUGAUGGAGAGGUCCCUCAUGAAGGUCGAGUGGAGGUGUUCAUCCUCGGACGAUGGGCUUCCAUAUGCUCUGAUUCUUGGUCUGAUAAUGAAGCUGAAGUAGUUUGUAGACAGCUUGGAUAUAAAGAUGGAGUAUACACUGCUGUAUAUGGUGGAUACUAUGGAUCCUCACCCAACGGUAAGAUACAAGGCUAUCCCAUCUGUAGCGGUUGGGAGUCAACACUAACUGACUGUUAUCUAUACCCUGCAUACGAUGGACAGUGCUAUAACUCUGAUGUUGGUGUCAACUGUGACUCCUAUGAUCCAGCGAGAAUAAUUACGAUCAUCGUAGUGGCAGCAGUUGUUGUAGUAGUCCUAGCUAUUUGCACCAUAUCAUGUAUUUGUUACUGGUGUUGCUGCAAGAAAACAGCAGCUACUGUGCCUAUAGGAGCAGUACAUGGCGCUGCUAUGGUAGAGAUCCCUCAGUCCCUCCCUCCUGUGAUGACCAACACAUUUCCUACAGAGCUACCCAGCCUUCAGUACAGCACAUUGCCUCCUAUGGAUGAUAUUACAUUGCCCCCAGGUCAAGCCCCCAAACCUCCACCAGUUGUGUAUGUGCCCCCACCCAGUCACUAACCCCUAACCACCCCCCUCCCUAACUUGGUAAUCAUGCCCCACCCAUGAUGAUAUCGGUGAAGCCCUUUAUUCCCCUACCAGGUUUAUUUUCAAUUGAUCUAAUGCUAAUUCGUCCAAUUACCAAUUUGUCUGCUGUCAUUUGGUCUGACAUCAGUUCAUCCAUUAUCCACAUGGUCUAAUUGCCAUUUCGUCUAAUAACCAGUCAGUCCAAUAGCCAUUUAGUCCAUAUAUAAUUUGGUCUAAUUGGACCAAGUGUUGAUUAGACAAAAUUAAUGAAAAUAAAAUGGAUAUAAGACUAACUGGUUAUGAGACGAAAUUGUCAUAGACGUAUUGAUGAUUAGAACUAAUGAUUAUUGGACCAAAAGGUUGUUAGACAAAAUGUUGGAUGGAAUGGCAUAAGACUAAGUGAAGGUAGACCAUGUGUUGAGUGGACGGGUUGGCAAUUCCCCCCCCCCCCCACCCCCAUGAUAUGUAUACAUACGCCACUG
This is a messenger RNA of Lytechinus pictus (painted urchin), 1952 nucleotides long. Its product is annotated as neurotrypsin-like. Gene Ontology annotation, cellular component: membrane. The coding region runs from base 352 to 1464 and encodes 370 amino acids. The record is from RefSeq and is a predicted model, not a curated record. NCBI's taxonomy places the organism in Eukaryota, Metazoa, Echinodermata, Echinoidea, Temnopleuroida, Toxopneustidae. The transcript is spliced from 8 exons.